UUACCAGACGGUUAUCAAAUUAUUCCACGAGCAAGUUUAAAGAUUAUUGUUUUCCCAAUUAAGAUUAAACAAAGACUAAAUCUUUAAGCAAGGAAUCGGUUCAAAGGCUGUGAAAAAUAAAUAUAUUCGUAGAAGCUUUGGCUGAGAAGGUUUUAUUCUUAUAGAUAAAUUUUAAUGGCCAACAAGUCUAAACCUAAGCCUAAACCAAGCCAGCUCUCGGUUUAUCUUUACAUUCCCAAUAUUAUUGGUUAUAUAAGAAUUCUCUUGAAUUGCUAUGCUUUUGCUAUAUGCUUUUCCAGCAAAAGACUUUUUUCUGCUCUCUAUUUUCUAAGCUUUGUUUGUGAUGCUGUGGAUGGUUGGUGUGCUCGCAAAUUCAACCAAGCUUCGACAUUUGGAGCUGUUCUGGACAUGGUAACAGAUAGGAUUAGCACCGCUUGUCUACUGGUUAUACUUUCUCAAGUGUAUAGGCCUAGCUUGGUUUUCUUGUCUUUGCUAGCCCUAGAUAUUGCUAGCCACUGGCUGCAGAUGUACAGUUCAUUUCUAGUGGGUAAGGCUAGUCAUAAAGAUGUGAAAGACAGCUCCAAUUGGCUUUUCAAGCUCUACUAUGGAAACAGGAUGUUUAUGGGUUAUUGUUGUGUGGCUUGCGAGGUUCUUUACAUAGCCUUAUUUCUUAUUUCGAAGAACCAUACUGAAGAUUUGAUGGAUGUUGUAGUGACUACCUUGAAAGAGAGGUCACCUCUUUCUAUUCUUGUUGGUAUAAGCUUAUUUGGAUGUUCAAUCAAGCAGGUCAUCAAUAUUAUUCAGAUGAAGACAGCAGCAGACGCAUGUGUGCUUUACGACACUGAAAAAAAGCAGAAGCCAUAACCAAUUUGAGUUUCCAAGAGCAGAGUUUUGUUUCUAGCAUCGAGUGCAUAUAUCCGUGACAUUAAUGUAUAGAUGUUGACACUGAUGACUCGCAUUCCAAAUAAAUAUUUGUUCAGGGUGAGAAGGCAUCCUUGACUUUUUCUGUUUCUUAUGGGUUGAGACUUG
This is a messenger RNA of Hibiscus syriacus, 1029 nucleotides long. RefSeq names its product probable CDP-diacylglycerol--inositol 3-phosphatidyltransferase 2. Gene Ontology annotation, cellular component: membrane; Golgi apparatus. Gene Ontology annotation, molecular function: CDP-diacylglycerol-inositol 3-phosphatidyltransferase activity. Bases 175 to 864 code for a protein of 229 amino acids. Lineage: Eukaryota; Viridiplantae; Streptophyta; Magnoliopsida; Malvales; Malvaceae. The transcript is spliced from 11 exons. The record is from RefSeq and is a predicted model, not a curated record. Gene Ontology annotation, biological process: phosphatidylinositol biosynthetic process.